ACUUGACGGGCCGACGUCAAAAGCCCAAAUCUCGGUGCACUUUUCAACAGUUGCUAGCCAUCUGCUCAGCGAGUCAGGUCUAGUGUGCGCUUCUCCCUUCAGUCCGACCAUUGCGACUCGUCCGGACUCGGAGAGUAGUAACCUCCUCCCAAUCACCAACCGUUGCGGAUUUUUGUUUGCUUCCAUUUUGUUUUUUUUUGUUUUUUUGCCCUUCCGUUGUUUUUGCGCUCGUGAAGUUCUGCACCAAUGAAGUCCUCACCAGUCGACAUGGAUCUUCGUCUCAGCAAAAAGAGCAGCUCCAAUUCCACGCCAUCCAGUCGAAUCUUGUACGAUAUUCCGUGCCGUGUGUGUCAGGAUCAUUCGUCCGGCAAACACUACGGCAUCUUCGCUUGCGACGGAUGCGCUGGAUUCUUCAAGCGUUCGAUUCGCCGUAAUCGCCAGUACAUCUGCAAGGCCAAGAGUGAAGGAGCUUGUCUGGUGGACAAGACUCAUCGCAACCAAUGCCGCGCUUGCCGUCUUCGCAAAUGCGUCGAAGUUGGCAUGAACAAAGAUGCUGUUCAACACGAACGCGGGCCGAGAAACUCUACGUUGCGUCGUCAAAUGUCGAUGUUCUAUUCGAUGAAAGGAUCGACCUCUUCGUCGCCGGAAAAUGGCGGAUCGGCCGACGCCGACAGUCCACCACCAUCGACCGGACGUGCCAGUCCGUUGAUGCCGUCGGGAAUGACGACACCGCCCUCUUCCACCGCCAUUCCAAUGUUCCGUCCGCAACAGAUGGGCGCUUUCUCUCCGCCGGCCACGUCGACGCCGACCAGCAACACGGUGCUCAGCGUUUCGUCAUCGCCUCCGUCCAGUUUGCUCAACUGCCCAACGGCCGAUCAUCAUCUUUCGCAACACUUGAGCCUGGCCGAACGGAUGUCCAUGUCCCUCUUGUCUCAUCACGCACGGCCUAUGAACCUCUUGUGCGCUCCUCAGCCCAAGUAUCCCCAUGAAAUGUUCAAUGCCCUUCCAGCGGCAGCAGCAGCCAUGAUGCCGUGGAGCUUCAGCCCUGAAACAAUUUGCGAAUCGGCUGCCCGUUUGCUGUUUAUGAACGUCCGAUGGGCCAAGAGUGUUCCCGCUUUCACCACGUUGCCUUCUCGCGAUCAGAUCAUCUUGUUGGAAGAAAGCUGGCGCGAGCUCUUCGUCCUCGGUGCCGCUCAAUUCACGCUACCCAUCGAAGCUGGUACUUUGAUGACGGCUCUAGGCCUAAGCAGCUCACCUUUCGGUAUGGCCGGUAUGCCUUGCCCGACUGCCGUCAGCACCGAACGUCAAUUAGGCCUACUGAGCGAAAUCAAAGCUUUCCAAGAAACGGUCGCCAAAUUCAAGCAAAUGAACGUCGACCCAACGGAGUACGCCUGCCUCCGCGCCGUCAUUCUUUUCAAAACCUCUGCUGGAUUACGCGACAUUCCGUCUGCUAUCAACUUGCAAGAUCAGGCGCAGCUGACGCUCAGCCGCUACGUCUCGACGGCCUACCCCAACCAGCCACUCCGCUUCGGCCGCCUUUUGCUCCUGUUGCCUGCCCUGCGUGCCAUCGCUCCGUCGACUAUCGAAGAGCUCUUUUUCCGCAAGACAAUCGGCAACAUCCCCAUCGAACGCAUCAUCAGCGACAUGUACAAGUCUGGCGAUUUGUAAGACGAAUUGUCUUCAUUUGUUUGUUUGUUUGUUUGUUUUUUGAAGCGACGUGUGGGGAAUGAAUCAUCGAAUUACUGCCUUGGUGUACAAAAUUGUACAGUAUAACGUUCCAUUAACGUGAAAAUAACAAUAGCUUAAGAAAUAUUACCGUGUAAUGUU
Messenger RNA from Daphnia carinata, 1827 nucleotides. RefSeq names its product nuclear receptor subfamily 2 group E member 1-like (gene tll). Lineage: Eukaryota; Metazoa; Arthropoda; Branchiopoda; Diplostraca; Daphniidae. Gene Ontology annotation, biological process: positive regulation of transcription by RNA polymerase II; anatomical structure development; cell differentiation. Gene Ontology annotation, molecular function: nuclear receptor activity; zinc ion binding; RNA polymerase II cis-regulatory region sequence-specific DNA binding. The transcript is spliced from 6 exons. The coding region runs from base 247 to 1668 and encodes 473 amino acids. The record is from RefSeq and is a predicted model, not a curated record.